AUGUAUGUAAGCUAUAAAAAGAACGAUGGUACACAAGUUAAAGUUCCAUUAGACAACAACUGCUACUUAAACUUCUAUGGAGACGAACAAAAGAAAUAUUUAAGAGUUUAUGAAAUGGCAGAUAUGACAUUGCCUGACCCAGCUCCAGCACCAUAUUAUUAUGACUAUGGAGAUGACGUUAGAACACCACAUGUAGAUGAACAAAAGCUAACAUUAUAUUUAGAUUUUUAUAGAUAUAAAAGAUAUAAUGCAAUAGAAAAAACGAGAAUAGUAUACUAUUAUGAAGAUGACAGAAAUAAAUAUUAUAGUCAAGACUUUACCUACCCUGAAAACAUAAGAUUAUAUUAUAAAAAAUAUUCUAACACAAACCAGAAGAAACCUGAAAUAGUUGCACUAUAUUUUAAGUUCAAAAGAGACAAUCCUAUAAUAUCUCAUAUGUUUGAUUUAAUGAACCCAGUAGGUUCUAUUUAUACAUCUACGGAUGCAAGAGGUCCUCAAGUAACGUUUGGUGUUGGUGCAUGGGAACAAAUAGUCGACAGGUUUUUGUAUUGUGCAAACUCUUCAAAGGAAACAGGUGGAAGUAAAACGAUUUCAGGUGAAAACUUACCUGCACACA
Trichomonas vaginalis G3 is the source of this 616-nucleotide messenger RNA. RefSeq names its product phage tail repeat-like family. The annotation marks the transcript as partial. Lineage: Eukaryota; Parabasalia; Trichomonadida; Trichomonadidae. The transcript has a single exon. The record is from RefSeq and is a predicted model, not a curated record.